Molecule: messenger RNA, 3457 nt
Organism: Oncorhynchus mykiss (rainbow trout)
Lineage: Eukaryota; Metazoa; Chordata; Actinopteri; Salmoniformes; Salmonidae
Gene: fdxacb1
Product: ferredoxin-fold anticodon binding domain containing 1
Biological process (GO): rRNA base methylation
Cellular component (GO): cytoplasm
Molecular function (GO): rRNA (uridine-N3-)-methyltransferase activity
Source: RefSeq, a predicted model, not a curated record
UUUCCGUCCAUACUACUGUAAGUGUGACACCGACCUUAUUGUUUUGCUCAUUCUACUCGUGCCGACCGGCUCCACUGCUGAUGACAAAAUAACAUGAAUCUUAUGAUCGAUAAUUACCCCAACUCGAUGUUUCCCCUGCUGAUUAUUAUUGACGAUAAACCGUUUUUCAUUGAUGAGCGGCAGUGAGGCAGAGGCUAAUGGGGACAGAACGUCACUGUUCAAAUCUACCGGGAGGAAACGUGAGUUGCUUUGCCAAUGUUAGCAACAUUAUUAUAUUACAUACAUUGGCAAGCUAGAUCAAUGCGAGUAGACAGACAAAUGGCUAAGUUAGCAACUCUUCUUUCUGAAAGCCUCGUCUCGUGCAUUGAGCUAUGGAAUAACUAGUGGGGGGCGUCCCUAUAGUCUGAAGAGGCUUCCUCACAUUGGGAGCAUCUCAAUUGUAUUUCCUUGAUACCCCGAGUGUCCCUCUUCUUCUCUUCUCAAAGCACAUUGGAGCAGAAGAUCUGAGGAUCCUGACUACUUCAUUCCAGUGUUCUGUCAAAACGGCCUCUGAGGAAAUGCUUUUGAGAGGGUUUGAGAACAAUGGCUGUCUUCUGCGCUGACCUGACAAACAUCAGGACGGACACCAAAAUAUAGCUUUGGUGCAAUUUUCAGAGCAACACAACAACAACAGCCACCAUCGAAGCAGCGUUACCCAUGCAGAGCAAGGGGAACAACUAUUAGAAGGCUCAGAAGUGAUGACGUCAUCAGAAGGUAGGGAGGCGGUGCUUCUGGUUGGAGAGGGGAACUUCUCGUUCUCUGCCGCUCUGAGCCGGAUCGUCGCCACGGAGACAAAUGACAUCACCUCAGGGACCGAUGACAUCACAAGGGAGACCGAUAACAUCACCACGGGGACCGAUGACAUAGCCGGUGGGAGGGGUUUGAGGAUCACAGCCACCUGUCUCCAGACCAAAGAGGAGGCGCUACGACACCACGGCUCCGCCCACAACAUACACACAAUCACACACUCAGGUGGGGAGGUGCUGUUUGAGGUGGAUUGUACGCGUCUGUCAGAGUGUGUGUGUCUGCGUGGUCGACAGUUUGACCGCGUCAUCUUUAACUUCCCUCACUGCGGUCGGAAGAGUGGCGUGAAGAAGAACAGGCUGCUGCUCAAACACUUUUUCCUCAGCUGUGUGGGGGUGCUGAAGGAGGAAGGGGAGGUGCUUGUGUCUCUGUGCAACGGGCAGGGCGGGACUCCAGCCGACCGGCCAAUGAGAGAGUGGCACAACAGCUGGCAGGUGGUCGCCAUGGCAGCAGAGGCAGGGCUUAUCCUGAACGAGGUCCGCCCCUUCGAUGGCGAGAAACCUGACAGUUACCAAUCCACCGGGUACAGGAGCCAGGAUAAGUGUUUCCAUGCAGAGCAGGGCGUGACUCAUGUGUUCAGUCGUAGUGUGGCCUGCAGCGCCCCCCAGAGGAAGGACAUGAAGCAGCACAUUCUGGGAGGACGACCAUUGACCUACCACAUACCUGCUGAACUUUCACAUUACAUACACAGGGGUUUUCUCUCGAAUUCUAAUCAUCCCGUCAGGCUGGUUCAGGACUUUCUGGUUCAGGCCCUGGAGAGGGAAUGGCCUGUCUCCAUGGUUACAGAGCCCCUCCCCCUGCUCAUACACUCCUCCCCCCAGAGACUAAAUGCAUGUUGCCCUGAGAUACAAGACACACACACACAUUGCUACUGGCUACACCCCUCCCACACACACACCACUUCACACACACCCUCAGAUGAUCACAAAUACAUAGACACUCUACUGGCAGACACACACAUAACCUACGACUCAGAGGAUGAGGGAAGGGAGAGAGAGUGUAGCAGCCGUUUUAAGGAGUGUGUAGGUGAGGGAGAGGAGUGUGUAGGUGAGGGAGAGGAGUGUGUAGGUGAGGGAGAGGAGUGUGUAGGUGAGGGAGAGGAGUGUGUAGGUGAGGGAGAGGAGUGUGUAGGUGUUGGGGGAUACGUGCUGCGUCCUUCUCUACUGCCUCAGAUGGAGAUACUGAGAGAGGAGAGAGAACACAGAGAGAGAGAGGAGGUUCUGCAUGGUGUGAGCGGCCUAGUCUUUCAGAGAGUUCACAUCAGUCCCUGGUCCCCCCCUGCCUUCCACCAGCUCCUCCUCUGGGGAGCAUGGCCCAAAGCCUCUCAGUCAAUCCCUGACCUGGGGCGGAGUUUGGAGCGUCUGCUGACCCCCUAUGGGCUUUCCCUGGCUGAGGAGCAGGGGUCUCUGUGGCUGGCAGCCGAGCCGAUGGGACGGCUAGGCCGGCUGUGGGCUGAUGACCUCACUGAUGGCGUCAGUGUGUGUCUGAACCUUGACCUCCUGGCGUCACUGGUCUACUCCCUACCUGACUGGCGCCUGCUCUGGUCACCUGACCCCCGCUUCCUCAACCACUUCCUGCUCCGCCCAUUGCCAGAGCAACCGUUCCAUCCCUUCUCCCUGUUUCCACAGAGCUUUGUUUAUGACAUCAGCUUCUGGGCGGGGCCAGACUGGCAGGAGGCAGCGUUUCAUGCUCUAGUCAGGGAGGCCAGUAGAGAGAUGGUAGAGAACGUUACGCUCAUCGACACCUACACACCCAACACACAGACCGACACACACCCUGACAUAACACACACCUACACACCCAACACACAGACCGACACACACCCUGACAUAACACACACCUACACACCCAACACACAGACCGACACACACCCUGACGUACCACACACCUACACACCCAACACACAGAACGACACACACCCUGACGUACCACACACCAGCUACUGUUACAGACUCACCUAUCGCUCACACACACAUGCCCUCUCACACACGUGCGCGCUCAAACUCCACACACACCUGCAAAGCCUGCUAUCCACACGCAUGCAUCUCACCGUCAGGUAGUGUAUGUCUGUCUGGGAGAGAUGAGUGCAGUGUUGUAAUAUGCUGUUGGUGUCAGGAUGGUGUUGAUGUCAGGAUGGUGUUGGUGUCAGUACGGUGUUGGUGUCAGGAUGGUGUUGAUGUCAGCAUGGUGUUGGUGUCAGUACGGUGUUGGUGUCAGGAUGGUGUUGAUGUCAGGAUGGUGUUGGUGUCAGUACGGUGUUGGUGUUGUGUUGAUGUCAGGAUGGUGUUGAUGUCAGGAUGGUGUUGAUGUCAGGAUGGUGUUGAUGUCAGGAUGGUGUUGGUGUCGGGAUGGUGUUGGUGUCAGUACGGUGUUGGUGUUAGGAUGGUGUUGAUGUCAGGAUGGUGUUGGUGUCAGUACGGUGUUGGUGUUGUGUUGAUGUCAGGAUGGUGUUGAUGUCAGGAUGGUGUUGAUGUUGUGUUGGUGUCAGGAUGGUGUUGGUGUUGUGUUGUGGAAUUAUGUUUGUGUCAUUGGACUCCACACUUACCCUGUAAGGUCAAAGUGGAAUGAUGUUUUUCAAAAUUUUGACAAAUUAAUAAAAAAUGAAAAGCUGAAA